UGUUUGUAAAGAUGCAAAAUGUUAUUCUCAAGGAGCUUGCAGAAAUAAAAGUUUUUUUAAAAGAAGUUAUAGAAAUUGAGUUUCAGGCUACUGGGGUGAAGUUGCUAGAAUCAGUGGACGAAGUGGUUACACUAGAUAACAAACUAAAAGAUAAAACUGAGUAUACUAAUUUGCUUGAUAGUUUGAAAAAGAUUGGUGGUAGAAAGCUAAGAGAACAUGUUUUUUUGAUCAUGAAAAGGUUAUUUUCGAAUCAGUUACAGUCCAAAUUAAAACGAAAAGGAAAUGGGGAAAAGAUAAACUUAGAAAAUCUAGUAAAUAUAUGGAGUGUUUUACGAGAUAUCGGCGACGUGGAAGAUGAUGUUGACGGCAAUGCAGAAAUAUAGUUUUUUAUGUAUAUUUUUGUGAA
This is a messenger RNA of Hydra vulgaris (swiftwater hydra), 406 nucleotides long. RefSeq lists its product as uncharacterized. NCBI's taxonomy places the organism in Eukaryota, Metazoa, Cnidaria, Hydrozoa, Anthoathecata, Hydridae. The record is from RefSeq and is a predicted model, not a curated record.